AUGGACACAUGCGCCUGCGCUUUGGAGUUGCUGGGGAUGCUGGUCUAUGUCGGAGCAUGGCUGUGCGCUUUAACCACCACUCUCUUACCACAGUGGCUGACCAUGUCCACUGCUCUACUGCCAGUGGAGAGCUACGAGUUGGGCCUGUGGGAGACAUGCGUGGUCCAGGAUGUCGGGGGUAUGGAGUGCAGAGCAUAUGACAGCCUGCUGGGCCUUUCCAGUGACCUCAAGCUGGCCCGUAUCCUCAUGUGUGCUUCCCUUGCUGUGGGCAUGCUGGGAAUGCUAGUGGCUAUACCUGGACUUUACCUGAUCAACAGCUGUAAAGAACGUGGAAGCUUCAGAACCAAGAGGACUUUAAUCAUCAUGGGAGGGGUGCUGGGGAUGAUCUCCGGAGUGCUGUGUCUGAUCCCCGUGUCCUACAUGGCCCAUUUAGCUGUGAUACGUUUCUUUGAUGAUAAAAUACCUGAUGUGGUGCCCCGGUGGGAGUUUGGUGAUGCCCUGUUCUGCGGCUGGGUCGGAGGAUUUCUUCUCAUAGUGGCCGGGCUCCUUCUGGUCACCUCUUGCUUAUGUUCACAGGCGGAGCCUCAGCCUGUGCUGCAGCGCAGAUACCAUGUCAUGAGUACAGAUGUUUCCUUCAGGAAGCGCUCGGAGUACGUUUAAGGGACGAAUCGUUAAAUAAUUACCUGCAUAGA
This is a messenger RNA of Perca flavescens (yellow perch), 692 nucleotides long. RefSeq names its product putative claudin-24. NCBI's taxonomy places the organism in Eukaryota, Metazoa, Chordata, Actinopteri, Perciformes, Percidae. Gene Ontology annotation, cellular component: membrane; bicellular tight junction. Gene Ontology annotation, molecular function: structural molecule activity. The record is from RefSeq and is a predicted model, not a curated record. The coding region runs from base 1 to 660 and encodes 219 amino acids. The transcript has a single exon.